CGUGGCCAGUUGGUGUGUUCAGCGGAGGAAAAGGUUUUGGUUACGUUUCAUUAAGUUUUUAGAUAGGAAAUUCCUCAAAACACCCAAUACGAUGUCCGUUUCGGUGACUUGCAUUGCUCCAGUAAAUAUUGCAAUCGUCAAAUACUGGGGAAAGCGUGACGAUGACCUGAUUUUGCCGAUAAACGAUUCUCUCAGUGUAACCCUUUCGACUGACCACCUUCGCACAAAGACUACCAUCACUGCCGGUCCGGAGCUGCUGAAGAAUGUGCUUCGCUUGAAUGGUGUGGAAGAAUCUUUUGAAAAUCCACGUAUUCAACGCUGCCUGUUGGAAGUGCAAAAAAAAGCUAAAUCAUUAGGGAAGUGCCCUAAACCGGAGAUGCUGGAAUGGAAGAUCCAUGUAGAAUCGGAGAACAAUUUCCCCACCGCAGCCGGAUUGGCGUCUAGCGCUGCCGGUUACGCUUGUUUUGUGUACACUUUGGCAACGCUUUAUGGAAUCGAGGAUGAAGAGUUAAGUAGCAUAGCACGAAUGGGCAGUGGCUCUGCUUGCCGUAGUUUACACUCAGGAUACGUGCAAUGGGUUAUGGGGGAGCGGGAGGAUGGAACCGAUUCGUUGGCCGUUCAGGUAGCGCCGGCCACCGCCUGGCCGGAUAUGCACGUGCUUAUUUUGGUGGUUAAUGAUCGGAAGAAAGCAACAGCCUCAACGCAAGGAAUGUCUACCAGUGUGAAGACUUCCGAAUUACUCAAGCAUCGGGUCGAAAAGUGUGUUCCUCAGCGUAUUGAGCAAUUGAAGAAGGCCAUUGCGGAGCAUGAUUUCGAAACAUUUGGCCGUAUUGCGAUGACCGAUAGUAAUCAAUUUCAUGGUAUUUGCUUGGACACAUAUCCGCCGUGCUUUUACAUGAAUGACGUAUCGCGACAAAUCGUUCGCUUGGUACAUGAGAUCAACAAUAUGGCUGGCUUUAUAAAGGUGGCCUACAGCUUUGAUGCCGGACCGAAUGCGUGCCUAUUUCUGCUGGAAAAAGAUGUAGCCGAAGUUUCGGCAAUCGUUCGCCGUGCCUUUCCCUUCAAUCAUUCCCAGGAAGCGGAUUACUACAAAGGAAUCCCGAACGAUGAGGCUGGCAUGGCAGCUGUUCCGGAGAAGGUGCUGAGUACAUUCUCGGUAGAAGAACCCAAUCAGUUGCGGUACAUUAUUCAUACGAAGGUUGGAGAAGGACCACGGCGUGUCGAGUAAAGUGCACUCAGAAAAUAGUUGUACACCGAGUAUUGUGAAAUGAAUCUUCGAAGUAAAAGGGGAUUAUUUUAGGGUAUGGUUUAUUUUUUCUAUGUGGCUAUUUAUUUCGUUUUGUGGCUAUUUAUUUCGAAUAAAAUGGGGAUACUUUU
Anopheles coustani is the source of this 1377-nucleotide messenger RNA. It is a transcript of the gene Mvd, whose product is annotated as diphosphomevalonate decarboxylase. Lineage: Eukaryota; Metazoa; Arthropoda; Insecta; Diptera; Culicidae. The record is from RefSeq and is a predicted model, not a curated record. Gene Ontology annotation, molecular function: ATP binding; diphosphomevalonate decarboxylase activity. Gene Ontology annotation, cellular component: cytosol. The coding region runs from base 92 to 1228 and encodes 378 amino acids. The transcript is spliced from 6 exons. Gene Ontology annotation, biological process: isopentenyl diphosphate biosynthetic process, mevalonate pathway; isoprenoid biosynthetic process.